Messenger RNA from Gekko japonicus, 417 nucleotides. RefSeq names its product natriuretic peptides B-like. The record is from RefSeq and is a predicted model, not a curated record. Lineage: Eukaryota; Metazoa; Chordata; Lepidosauria; Squamata; Gekkonidae. Gene Ontology annotation, biological process: negative regulation of systemic arterial blood pressure; neuropeptide signaling pathway; cGMP biosynthetic process. The transcript is spliced from 5 exons. Gene Ontology annotation, cellular component: cytoplasm; extracellular region; nucleus. Gene Ontology annotation, molecular function: hormone receptor binding; hormone activity. The coding region runs from base 1 to 417 and encodes 138 amino acids.
AUGACGGCUGCGGCGCCCCAGGCCAAGCUGGGCUCGGCUCAUCCGGUGACCUGGAGUCCCUCCAGCCAAGAGCUACAGUCCCUGCAGGACCUCCUUGAGCGGCUGAAGGAGAAGUUCCCGCAAGGGGAAAGGGACUCUCUGGAACUGGCAGCCUUUGACGACGGGGCAGGCCCCGCAGAGGACGGGGCUGACGUGGACCUCGCUGAUUUUGAACCCUUCCCCCCCAGCCUGCUCCAUCCUCCGGGCCCCCUUCAGCAGGCCGAGGUGGAGGAGCAGUGGAGAAAAUUCCUGGCCUCCCCAAAACGGAGGCGACAGUUCUCCGGAUGCUUUGGGACCAGACUGGAGCGAAUUGGAUCCCGGACGGGACUUGGGUGCAACUUCUUCAAAGCCCGUUCUCGGAGAAAACCCAGGAGUUGA